Molecule: messenger RNA, 2186 nt
Organism: Bombyx mori (domestic silkworm)
Lineage: Eukaryota; Metazoa; Arthropoda; Insecta; Lepidoptera; Bombycidae
Gene: Tua3
Product: alpha-tubulin
Exons: 9
Coding region: 156-1514 (452 amino acids)
Biological process (GO): mitotic cell cycle; microtubule cytoskeleton organization
Cellular component (GO): cytoplasm; microtubule
Molecular function (GO): GTP binding; structural constituent of cytoskeleton
Source: RefSeq, a predicted model, not a curated record
ACAAUCGAUCUGUUCAGCCCAUCGGACGGGCACUGAUUCUCUUUUUUUUUCAAAAUUUUUGUAAUCAACAAAAUUUUUGUAAUUAUUUUAUUUUAAUUUUAUAUUUUUUUUACUAUUUUCGUUUAUCGGAUUUACCAAAAUUUCCAGUUUUAAAUAUGCAGAGGGAGUGCAUAUCCGUACACGUGGGCCAAGCCGGGGUCCAGAUGGGCGUCGCGUGCUGGCAGCUAUACUGCUUGGAGCACGGGAUCCGACCUGACGGAACCCUGCCCGCUUGUGAAACUGAUCCUAAUACAGCGGAUUCCUGCUUCAAUACGUUUUUUUCUGAGGCUGAUCGAGGGAAGAUGGUGCCGAGGGUCGUGAUGGUUGAUUUAGAGGCUACUGUUAUAGACGAAGUUCGUUCCGGUGAAUACCGCCAACUGUAUCACCCUGAACAGUUGAUAACUGGUAAAGAAGACGCGGCGAAUAACUACGCGAGAGGGCACUAUUCGACCGGACGCGAGGUUCUCAGUCCGGUUAUGGAGCGAAUUAGGAAACUUGCCGAUCAAUGUACCGGACUACAGGGUUUCUUCGUGUUUCAUUCGUUUGGAGGUGGCACAGGAUCUGGAUUCACAUCGCUACUGAUGGAGAAGCUAUCUGACGAGUUUGGAAAGAAGAGUAAACUGGAAUUUGCCAUAUAUCCUGCGCCACAAGUGUCAACUGCGGUAGUGGAGCCAUACAACGCGGUGCUAACUACGCACGCGACCAUCAGUCAUUCGGAUUGCGCCUUCAUGGUGGACAAUGAAGCUAUCUACGACAUUUGCAGGCGAAGGCUGUCUAUAGAGAGACCUUCUUAUGCAAAUUUGAAUAGGCUUAUCUCACAAGUAGUUUCGUCUAUAACGGCUUCACUACGAUUCGAUGGCGCCCUAAAUGUGGAUUUGACGGAAUUCCAAACGAAUCUCGUUCCCUACCCAAGGAUACAUUUUCCACUAGCCGCGUACGCACCCGUUGUUUCUGCUGAUAAGGCGUACCACGAAGGUAUGUCUGUGUCGGAGAUCACUGCGGAACUGUUCGAGCCCCAGAACCAGAUGGUGAAGUGCGAUCCUCGAGACGGAAAGUACAUGGCGUGCUGCCUGCUGUACAGGGGAGACGUGGUCCCGAAGGACGUGAACGCGGCUAUAGCGGCCAUGAAGGGCAGGGCCGGAAUACGGUUUGUGGAUUGGUGUCCUACCGGUUUUAAAGUUGGUAUAAACUAUCAGCCGCCGUCUGUGGUGACGGGCGGGGAUCUGGCCCAAGUGAAGCGGGCCGCCUCUAUGCUCAGUAACACCACCGCUAUAGCGGAGGCCUGGGGCAAGCUUGACCACAAGUUCGACCUCAUGUAUUCCAAGCGAGCUUUUGUGCAUUGGUAUGUAGGCGAAGGGAUGGAGGAAGGCGAAUUCUCUGAAGCGAGAGAAGAUUUGGCAGCUCUGGAACGAGAUUACGAUGAAGUGGCUAUUGAGACGUCAGACAUGCAGCCCGGCGCCGAUGAUGAGUUAUGAUCGUUUUUGUAGCUGAGCUCGAUUUGCACUUUUGCUAUUGUAUAUUUGUCUCUUGUCACAAAGUCUGAAGAAGACGAAUGAGCCUUGCUUUUAAAAUUAUUUAUCCUGUACUUAGGUUUGUUUGUAACGCCUUUGUCAGCAAAACAUUUAGGUGUUAGCCCUGGACCGCAUUAGCCGUCUGCCUUUGUACGAAAAGCGUUUUCACUGAAGCGGACGCCACAAAAUCGCGGCCGCGUUGUUUAUAAUGUUACGUAUAGCAGUCUAGGAAAAUUAAUUAAAGGUUUGAAAAUGUCCGCUGAGGUCGAAUGAUGCUUGGUUGGUUUUUCCCCUACACACACUUCUUAAGCCUGACGAAAUUGUCUUUAUUAGGAAUUUUUUAAAUUUAGUAACUGGAUUUGUGGUCAAUGCCUCCCUCACACGCAUUUUUUACUUCUUCGUCACGUAAUCUUGCGAUAUAUUUCUCUGUUUUGGCCCAAUUCUAAAUUGAAAAGCAAAUAUUGGACGGAGAAGUGUGCGUUAAUGUCGGUGACAAUAUUAUAAGAGCAUGUAGUGCAAAGAGAGUUUAUGUAAAAGUAAUGUCUAGUAUAUGUUUAGUGUUGCGUCAAAAUAAGUAAAAAGUUUAUAUGAGUGUACCGUCUGAUGUUUUGUUUAUUAAAGCUACGAUUUUAAAAA